AUGUUGUUGGAAGGUUUGUUUAUUUGCGGUCAAAACGAAGCAAUUCCAUUGAAAAGUCUUUCCGUACGAGCAUUUCUGCAGGGCUAUGUAGUAGGAUUUCGCUCGACCUUGACCUACGACAACAACACCUCUAAUCCACUCGAAGUAUUUUUCCGUACGCCCGUCGACGAUUCUUACGCCGUCGUUGGUUUAGAAGCCUGCAUCGAUGGCAGAAAGAUCCGAGCAGAGAUCCAGGAAAAGGAUAAAGCGAGGGAGAUGUACCAGGAAGCUAUAUCAAGAGGGCGUACAGCCGCAUUUGGGGAAGAAAAAAAGGGUGACAUAUUUAGUUUGGUUCUGGGUAAUCUCCCCCCGGGCGAGAAAGCUGUGAUACAACUCACGAUGGUCGGCGAGCUGGCUGUUGAACCCGAUGGAGCAGUACGGUUUGUUCUACCAACGGUACUAAAACCCCGGUACACACCUCCUGGGAGUACAGAUCCCCUAGCGCCAGAAAGUCCCACUUCAGGAAGUGGCCCAGUUCACCAUGCUACAGGACCCCCAGAAUAUAAAUUUGACAUGGUGAUCAAUGGAGCUCCUGGUAUUGCAAAGGUGACAUCGCCAUCCCACGAGAUUUGUGUCGAAAAUAAUGGUCAAAAUAUUAACGUCUCAUUGGCUGAAGAUAAACAAACAGAUAUAGUCAUUCUGGUUCAACCAAAGGAAGCUCAUAAACCUUUGGUAAUCAUUGAGCCUUGUUUGUCAAAUGGUGAAAAUGAUUUCCAGAAAAACACGGUCGUCAUGGUCAGCUUCUUCCCAGAAUUCAAAGGUGACACCUCAUGUCUCCAAGCUGCAUGUGAAUUUGUGUUUGUUAUCGAUCGCAGUGGAAGCAUGCGUGGUUCUUACAUCCAAGACGCAUCCCAAACACUCUUGCUGUUCCUAAAAAGUAUCCCCGAAGGUUGUUAUUUCAAUGUGAUUGGUUUUGGAAGCAGUUAUGUACAUCUGUUUCCCGAGAGUGUGGCCUACAAUCAGAAAAAUUUAGAGAUUGCAGUAAAACAUGCAAAAAACCUGCAAGCAGACCUUGGUGGCACAGAACUAUUUGACCCUCUCAAGGACAUCUUCAGCCAUGCACCCAUGAAAGGCUUGCCGAGACAAGUAUUUGUUCUCACGGAUGGAAGUAUUGGUAAUACAGAAUCUGUGAUUAAGUUGGUUGCAAAGAAUUCCAAUGACUCCAGGUUUGUUUAUGUUUUCUCACUAAAUUACCCUGGGUACCAGAGCCUCUUGUGGUAGAAGUGAGGACAUGAUGAGGAGGCUCGGGUACGCAAGCCUCCAGCCUCUCUUUGGUGAGUUUAAUAUUUGAACUCUACUGUAUUUCACGUCCAACCGACAUGAGCCAGUUUGUCAAUGAAAAGACUGGGUGACAUAAAUUUAGUCCAAUCACAAACAGAGUUCAAUUAUUGAACUUGCCAAAGUAAGGCUGGAGGCUCGCGUGACCUGAGUCUCCUUGUUGUGUCCUCACAUCUAUAACCAGGGCCACUGAGACCUUGGCGGGGGCCCGGGGCAAAUUUUUUUAAGGGUCCCUAUCUCAAAUUUUUUUCCAGAAAAACAACAACCCCCCUCGACAACUUUUUAGGGAAAAACUUUUUCUGGACGAGUACAUUGUAAUUGCUCUCCAGCGACUUUACCUCUAUUUUCUCCCCAAAAACACUUUGCCCAAAAAAAACAAAUAUCUUGCACAGAAAUAUUUCACCCAAAAAAUGACUGGGGCGCAACAACCUGGGGCCCCGGGGCAAUUUGGCCCUCCCUCUCUGUGACCAUGUCUAUAACAAAAGGCUCUGGUACCCAGGGAUCAGAACUAAAUGAGUAAUGUUUAAAAACCUCUGUGUUGCAUUGUGCCAUACUUUAAUUUACUCUGUCUAAUACCAGACAAUUUUAUUCAUCAAGGGGUGAGUGCUGGUGCUCAGUGGGUCAAUUAAGUAAGAUACUGUAAACCUCCGAAUAUAAGCCCCCCUGAAUAUAAGCCCCCCCCCGUGUAUAUGCCCACCACAUGUACUAACGCUCACAUCAUUCCAAAUAUAAGCCCCCUCCGAAUGUAAGCCCACCCGAAUAUAAGCCCCCCAAAUAUAAGUCCCCCAAUUAAUAUAAGCCCCGUAAUUGCUGCUUAAUAUUUACACGAUUAUUUCCCUGAUUAUGACCGACUUGUUUAUGCCUGACUUGUUUAUUACUAACACAAAAUAUCGUCCAUGUGUAAGCCCACCCGUAUAUAAGCCUGUCCCCCCCCCCUUAUAUAAACCAAUCAAAAAUUGCUUACGAAAGUAUAUAAGCCCAGGGCUUAUAGUUGGAGGUUUACGGUAUCAAUUAAUUUACAAAAUAAUUUAUAUUUUUUGAGGCAUUUUUUAAGUUAAUUUUUAAAAAAAUUGCUGUGGUUCUCCUUUGCAUUUGGCUAUAAAAUUCUUAAAUUCUUCAAAACAUGUUUUUACCAGUCGAAAGUAAUUGCUUUGAUGAAAAAAAACCCGGUUUUCGAAAAGUUUGCCAUUGGUUGAGGCAUUUUUAAAAAUUUUAACGGCCAUUUUCUAAGACUAUGGUUGUGUGUCGUUCUCCCUUUACAUUUGGUCAUAAUCCUAACAUAUCUGUCUAUAGAGGCAGCAAUUUCCUUGGGUAGUGAUUUCCUUAAUAAUUUUCUUAAUUUAUUUUUCCCAAAGGUGUUUCUCAUUUGGUAUUGGUUCUGGAGCUUCAUCAACUCUUGUGAAAGGAAUUGCAGAGGCCGGCAUGGGUGCUGCAGAGUUUAUUACCUCAGGAGAGAGGAUGCAAGCUAAGGUAACAUUGGCUAAAAAUUACAGAAAAAUAAAGGGGUUGAAAUAAAAUGGCCAAGAACUAAAGGGAUUUUUGUCCAAUUUUAUAGCUUUUUUUCCAUUUCUGAAAAAGGGGCAAAAAAGGGCAAAACGUAAACUUUAUGUUUUGUCUUAGGUUUGCCCCGUUUUCACAAGCGAGUAAAAUGGACGAGCAUUGAAGAGGUUAUAGCCUUUACUUGUUUUUGCCCGUUUUUCAAAAAUGAAAAAAGUGGCUGAAAAUGGACGAAAAGGUUAGGUGUUAGCCCAAUUUAACCAUUUUCUUACUUUUUCUUGAAUUUUUGCCAUUCUUUGAAAAAGUUAAAAAUUAUGAAUGGUAAUGGUUAAAUACCUUUUGGCCCUUUUUAAGCUUUACUUUUCAAAAUAAAAUAACAACACGUGGUCAAAAAUGGCGAAAAGGCUAACUCCUGAACUUUCGUCCAAACAAUAUAAAGGCCCUUUCUGCCUCUGGGCCAAAGACUGAACGCGGUCAAAAAUGGCCAAAACUAAAGGUAACUGCCUAACUACUUACUGUCUGUCUUUGUCUGAAUAAUAUUUAACAAACAUAAAACAUUUUCCGUGUUGAUAUACAGUUAUAUCACAGAGGAGAGAUCUCCUCUGUGGUUGUGUUUUCACACAAUUUCGAGUUUUCCCAAUCUCCACGAGUGUUGAUAUAACCACAGAGUAGAUAAGACAUAUGUCUCUACUCUGUGAUAUAACUACUUCAUAUUUGUUUUAUAAUAAUAUACAUAGAAAUAUUACUCGACUGUGAUUGGUUGGUUUCAGUGCAUUUAAUCCCAAACAGCAUACUAAUAUAACAAAAAGAAAUAUAAAGAAAGAAAUUUUUCGACGUUUCCGUGUUGACAUUGAGUUUAAUAUAUCAACACAACUCUUAGCUAAUCAGCGUUCGGAAUUUACAAAUGUUAUAUUAUAAAAUAAUUUAUUAACAGGUGAUCCGAUCGCUAAAGAAAGCCAUGCAGCCAGCAGUUACCGACACCAAAGUCUCUUACACAGUUCCUGAUGGUGUGACAGUCACUACUGUACCAAAAAGUUCUCUGCCAGCAAUAUUUAUCGGAGAACGUUUGAUCGUCUACGCCAUCCUUCAUCAAAGCUCGCCGCCUACUGAGGUACAAGAAGGAUCCAUAUGCCUGAGCGGAGAUUUACUCGGAGCGAAAGUUGAACACAACAUGAAGUUUCAAAUUCCAGCUGCCGUGACGAGAGAGCACAUGUUGCAAGUCUCGACCAUUCAUCAUCUUGCGGCCAAAAAGUUGAUCAAAGAAAUGGAAUUGGAUCUCGAGAGUGGUCAGACGAACUCGUACAUAAUCCAGCUCAGUUGUGAUGCGAAUGUCAUAUCUUCCCAAACAGCAUUUAUCGCCAUUGAUGAAGAACGGAAGGAGGCGGUGAAAGGAAGCUUGGAAACUUGGGAUAUUCCGCAGGAUGAUGAGUGGUGUGGGCAUUCUGCUUUACCGGCUGUGGCUUGUUUCAGUCUGCCGAGUGGUGGUGGUGGUUGUGUUACUGUAGGAGCGAGUGCGCCUCGUUCAAAAAAGAAAUCGUUUGGAUUUUCUAUAUCAAAGAUGUCUAACCGUAGAGCAAACAAGUAUUCCGCAAGUGCGCCAUUAGACCGUGAACGCCAUCGGGCCAAAUCAGCAGGAUUUGGUGGAGGAUUUGCUGAAGAUCAAAACAUCUCUACGAAAGAAUCUACUCCAACGAGUCCGCUUACAAGUAUCAUCAACCUUCAACUGGCCAGCGGUGCUUGGAAAAUGUCCGCAGAGAUGGCAGAUGUGAUGGCUAAAUCCACGGCAGAGAUGAAAAACGCGUGUCCAGUGCGUUGCGAAGGUGACAUGGAAACAAUCUGGGCGACGGUGAUUGUCUUGAUGUAUCUGCAAAUUCGACAGUCAAACUUCAGAGAUGAAUGGGAGUUGAUUGCUGGAAAGGCUCAAACAUGGCUGACAAAACAGAAUCUUCCCGAAGGUUGUUCCAUUCAAGUUUUACGUGAAAAAGCAAUGGCAUUUCUCUCUUGA
Paramuricea clavata is the source of this 4819-nucleotide messenger RNA. Lineage: Eukaryota; Metazoa; Cnidaria; Anthozoa; Malacalcyonacea; Plexauridae. The record is from the annotation of a GenBank genome assembly.